GGCUCCCGCCACGCUGCGGGGCCGGCCGGGCCGCGAUGGGCAACCCCCGGCCCGGGCCUCGGCGCUGCCCGCGGUGGCUCCUCUGGAGGGCGGGGGGCCCGGGCUGGGCCCCGGGGCCGCGGGCCGGGAGAAGCCGUGUCUGCCCUCGCGUGUCGGCAUCCCAGCCCCUUGCCCUGGGCGGGCUUGAUUUACCGUAAUUUACAGUCUGACGUUCAAAACCCAAUUAAAACCGAAUUAACAUAAACAAACACGCCAUAUUAGGCUUUAGGAACGGCAGAGAGGAGCGGGACCGGCUGGACGUGCGGAUGUUUCAGUGGGCUGGGCUGAGGCAGCAGCGCCCAACAGCGAGGCAGCACGCCGGGAAACCGCGUCCUAUUGGUUAUGUCAUAACGAGGAGCCAAAGGAGCAGUGAUGGAGUCGCUGGACACCGAGGUGAGAGCGCGGAAGACUCUGGGGACUGUUGAGUACGUGGAGUCUUCGGGUUUCCCGCAGGGCAUCCUGCCCACCAAGAAGGAUGUGGUGCAGAACAUGCUGUACCUGUUGCAGCCCAAGAGGGCUGGCCAGGCCCAGCGCUCCAAGGAGGAUGCGGCCCAGCUGCUGGCUGAGCACCUGCAGGAGCACUGGCUGGUGUGCAACCUCCACACCAUCGCCACCCAAAACAUAAAGAAACUCAUCCUCAAAAUGUACGAGGAGUUUACCAGAUUGUACCAGACCAGGAAGCAGAGACAGAACCAGGCGUUUACCGAGCGGGCGGACAAAUUCAACGAGAGUUCGGAGAAGCUCUUUGAUGUGUUUUGUACGGACGUGCAGAUGAGGAACAAACUGGAGGAAUUCAGUGGGAUAAAAAUGACCAGCAUCGAGUGGAAGUUCCUGGAAGAUCAAAGAAGCGAAAGGAAAAUGUACUACGAAGAUUUCACAGACAAGCAAGAGCUGAAGAUGAUGGAGAGAAGACAAAAGAUCCAGUGUCUGGAGCACUUCAGGAAGCUGGCCAGGGAGGAGAAGGAGGGGAGCAAAGCCAAGGAGGCCAAGUACAGAAGCGACGAGCAGUCGGAUGAGGGCACCAGUGUGGACGAGUCCUGCCCCGCGGGGGAGGAGAACGGGGCUCCCGCCUUCUCGCUGCGGGGCAGGAGGAAGCGCCGCUGCUCCGUGGCUGCCGCCGGCGCCGCCAUCCCGCUGGAAUGCCAGCACAUCCGCAUGAGCAUCCGCAGGGUCCGGCCCGGCUUCUACGAGACUGUGGAGAAGGUGAAGAACUGCUAGCGCUCCCGGGGCUGCUGGGGCACCAGGUGGCAAUGCACACCUGCGGCGAGUUUGAAAUCCCACCCUCGACUGGAAGAGAUUGUUGUAGAUCCCCCCCGGGCAGCGCGCGGGAGCGUCGGGCUCUGGGGAAGAGCACUGGGACAACAACCACGGUGGCAAGGACCCAAACACCCCAAUCUGGCAGGAUGGUCUGCCAGGUGCUCCCAGGUACCAGACCAUCUAAGGUUAUGUGGCGUGGAAGCCACCUCUUCACAGGUCCUGCCUUCACCAGCAGGUUUUUGGAAGUCUCUCACCACCUCUGAGCCAGGGGUGGCCUAACAGUAUGAAACAGGACUCGGUUUUACUGCAGGGAAAUCACUUGGACUCGUUGCUGACAGAAAAUCUGUGUGCUGAAAAGCCUCAACUCCCACCAGCUGUGGUGGGAGCAAGAGGGGCUUGGCCCCUUCCAGCAGGAUUCAGCAUUCCUGCUGGUAAGGAAGCUGGUUUCCAGCUGGUGUUGCCUAGUCCCAGAGAGGUGCCCAUGCUUGCUGAAGGGAUUGCUCUCUUGCUUGAGGGGGGGGAGAGAGACCAGGAGACAUUUGAGUGCUUUGGCUGUACAAGCGUUGUUGAUUCUGAAUGUUUUAUCCUAGAUUCUAUUUUAAUGACGUUUCCUUGAUUAGGAUAAACCUUCCCAUAACUGGAUGAGUUUUAACCUGAAGUCCCUGCUCCAGGGCCUGAGGUGUGAGCCCAAAGAAGUGGUAAUGUUUGAUCUGCUGGGGUCAAACAGGGGGAAGGACACAAAUUGUGCUAUGUAGGUUUAAGAUGGGAAGUAUUUUUUCAGGUGUUCCCCUGCCUUCCCAUGAGGCAGGGAAGACAAAGCCUUCCCCAGCAUGGGGAGCUGCCGCAUGCACAGCAAAGGGCACCAGAGUCUGGGCAGGCUCUUUCACCCCGGGGUCCUUGCAGACCAGCAGGGUGGAAGUGGCCCCAGCAGGGAUGUGUCUGUGAUUUCAGGUCCCUGCAGUCCCAGGGAUCUCCCAUUGGUAGUUAGAGUUGCUUUACUGUUUUUUUUAAAGACGAGAGACCUGAGCUUUUGGUGAAACCCAGUGCUGGAGAUCUCUCUGCUGAGAUCCCCAAAGCCUUGCCAGACUACACUGAAAAUUAAAGUCCCCGAGUCUCUGUCCACUGAAGCUCUGGCAGGAAGAGCACAAACUUGCCUGGUUUCCAGAUUUACCUUCCAGUGUGAGUGUUGGUUUCCCCACUCCAGUAUCUUGGCUUUUCCCCGUUUCCUUCCUCUCCACCCCGCACACUGUUUUACUGACAUUAACUCGUGCUGUUUCAUUCUUUGGCUUUUGCUCCCUUUAACAAUAAAUGCAUGUACGAAUAAUUUUUGACAGUUCCUGUUACUUUUGAUGAAUCAGUUCCGGGACUGCUUUGAAGUCCUGUGCCAAAGGAGGAAUGAAACACAACCCAGCUGCUGCUGCUGCUCCGCGGGGAGGCAGCAGAGCCAGGAGCGCGGGGAGCGGUGCAGCCCCCGCCCCUGGCCAGGCAGGUCGGGCCACCCUCUGCUCCGUCCCUUCCCCUGCCGGCAGCUCCGGCCGCCUCCCAGCCACGGGGAUAUUCGGCCUGUGUCUCUCAGAAGUUCUUCAUGGUAAGUUGCUCCAAAACAUGUGGUGACCUCAGCGUGCUCCACAUCGCUCUCAGUGCCGCGCCAGGUCUGAGUGCCCUCCAGCUGCCCGACCUCUCCUCUGACAGCUUCACUCACCCCUCGUGGUGCAAACCAUGUCACCUUUCAACUAUUUGCCUUCCAGCCCCGAGGUGCUGGACCUGAGCCUCUCCCGGGGCUUCUACACCAGCAGCUCUGUUUUCGCAGGGAAUGUAACCAAGCUCUGACCUCGCCCAAGUAGAGUUUUUUCACGCCUGCUGUAACCCCCUCUGUUACAGAUGGAGCUGACAGUGCAGCACUCGUGUAAAGCCACUCCGCCAGGGGUGGCUCGAACACGGGGCAUGGCUGUAUAGUGCUUUAUGAUUUUCAGGGAUUCAGGGAAUUCAAGGUUGUCGAUUCUGACGUCCUGUAGACCCCAGGGAAUGACAUUUCAUCCAGAAGCCCCACACUCAGCCUGCUGGUUCCAGUUUCACUGACGUGUCUUGCAGAACGUCGAGCUGAGGAUGUCAGAAGUCAGCUGUUGUCCUUGGCUACAGACUUAGUGCUUUGUCACCUUUGCUGUUUUAAAACAGAAAAAAACAAAACCAAAACAAAUUCCGACCAACUUCUAGGCUGUGAUUCUUUCCAUAUCCCCCUGUACAGGCUGAGCAGUGUUUAUCGCAUUUAAAGCAUAUUUGUGUUUUAUAACUGGGUCUGACUGUGGAUGGAGCCAAGGCUUGGCUCUGUUUCUGCUGCAACAGGGAGAAUUUCUAAAUGAUGUAUUCUGAUCACUCUUCUUUGGGACCAUGGUGCCUUUUUAAUCAGGACAGUAAAUCUUGUCCCAGGAUUCUGUACUUUUGUACAUUAACAGUUGUUGACUUUCCUUUUUGUGGUGUGUCCCAAAUAAAUUAAUAUAACGUA
Molecule: messenger RNA, 3799 nt
Organism: Apus apus (common swift)
Lineage: Eukaryota; Metazoa; Chordata; Aves; Apodiformes; Apodidae
Exons: 2
Coding region: 412-1257 (281 amino acids)
Source: RefSeq, a predicted model, not a curated record